Budorcas taxicolor (takin) is the source of this 663-nucleotide messenger RNA. RefSeq lists its product as uncharacterized. NCBI's taxonomy places the organism in Eukaryota, Metazoa, Chordata, Mammalia, Artiodactyla, Bovidae. The transcript has a single exon. Bases 1 to 663 code for a protein of 220 amino acids. Gene Ontology annotation, molecular function: proton transmembrane transporter activity. The record is from RefSeq and is a predicted model, not a curated record. Gene Ontology annotation, biological process: proton motive force-driven ATP synthesis.
AUGGCCAACAACAUGAUCAUGGCCUCCUCCAAAGCCCUAAUCACCUGCUCUUCCUCAUCAACCCCUCCUACUCCAAUGCUAGUCAAACUUCCCCAAAGUUCCCUUCCCAAAUUACCCUUACCCAAAUUCCAAAAUACCCAUCAACUACUCAAACUUCCAAAAUCAUCAUUGCCCAUAAUUCUUGCAUCAUCACUCGCCAUGGCACCUCCUUCAUUUGCGGAAGAAAUUGAAAAAGCAUCUCUCUUUGACUUCAACUUAACACUACCCAUCAUCAUGGGAGAGUUCUUGCUACUCAUGUUUGCUUUGGACAAAAUCUACUUCAGCCCAUUGGGUAAAUUCAUGGAUGAAAGGGAUGCUGACAUUAGAGAGAAGCUCAACAGCGUCAAGGACACUUCUGCUGAGGUUAAGCAACUCGAAGACCAGGCUGCAGCUAUCAUGAGGGCCGCCAGAGCUGAGAUUUCUGCUGCUUUGAACAAGAUGAAGAAGGAAACUCAGCUCGAAGUGGAGCAGAAAUUGGCUCAAGGAAGGAAGAAAGUUGAAGCCGAAUUGCAAGAGGCUUUGGCUAAUUUGGACAAGCAAAAGGAAGAGACCAUUAAGUCUCUUGAUUCUCAGAUUGCUGCUCUCAGUGAGGAGAUUGUCAAGAAGGUCCUCCCUGUUUCUUAA